UCAACCUCGAACGAGACGAUAACGACCACCACACCCCGUCGACAACAAUGGCGUCUCGUCCUACCGUCACCAUCGCCACGGCCGAGGGCAAGCCCAGCGGGGCCACUGCUCCCCUGCCCGCCGUUUUCACUGCGCCCAUCCGUCCUGACAUUGUUCAGCAGGUGCACACCGGCAUUGCCAAGAACAAGAGACAGCCCUACGCCGUGAGCGAGAAGGCUGGUGAACAGACUUCCGCUGAGUCCUGGGGUACCGGUCGCGCUGUCGCUCGUAUCCCCCGUGUCUCCGGUGGUGGUACUCACCGUGCUGGUCAGGCUGCUUUCGGUAACCAGUGCCGUUCUGGUCGCAUGUUCGCCCCUACCAAGGUCUGGCGUAAGUGGCACCAGAAGGUCAACGUUGGCCAGAGACGUUUCGCUACCGCCUCUGCCCUCGCUGCCUCCUCCGUCCCCUCUCUUCUGUUCGCCCGCGGUCACCGUGUCGCCAACGUCCCCGAGGUUCCCCUCGUCGUUGAGUCCAAGACCUUCGAGAACGCUGCCGUCAGCAAGACCAAGGCUGCCGUUGCCCUGCUCCAGGCCAUCGGUGCUGGCUCCGACCUUGUCAAGGUCCAGAAGUCCCGCAAGCUCCGUGCUGGUAAGGGUAAGCUGAGGAACCGCCGCUUCCGCCAGCGCCGCGGUCCCCUCGUUGUCUACAACCCCGAGGUUGAUGGCAAGGAGCUCGUCCGUGCCUUCCGCAACAUCCCCGGUGUCGAGACCUCCUCCGUCUUCUCCCUCAACCUCCUCCAGCUCGCCCCCGGUGGCCACCUCGGUCGCUUCAUCGUCUGGUCCUCCGCCGCUUUCGAGGCUCUUGACCAGGUCUACGGCAGCACCACCACCCCCGCCGCCCUCAAGAAGGACUUCCUCCUCCCCUCCAACCUGGUCGCCAACGCUGACCUGGCCCGUCUCAUCAACUCCUCUGAGAUCCAGUCCGUUCUGCGUGCUCCCAAGGGUGAGGCCCGCACCAAGCGCCCCGUUGUGCAGAAGAAGAACCCUCUCCGCAACAAGCAGGUCAUGCUCCGCCUCAACCCCUACGCUGCUGCUUUCUCCAAGGAGAAGCUCGGCCAGAAGCCCCUUGAGAGCGGCAAGCCCGAGCGUGCUUCCAAGGAGUUCCUCAACACCCUCUACGAGGCUUAGAUGGUUCCUGGAUGACGGUCCGAUGAGUGUUUGUGCUUUCUAAUGUGGUCUUUUUGUCUAAAAUGGUAGCAACAGCAAAUGAACAGGAUUUGCAAUACCCCCAUGAUGUUUUAAUGAGAUGAUUUGUAG
Messenger RNA from Aspergillus homomorphus CBS 101889, 1295 nucleotides. RefSeq names its product 60S ribosomal protein uL4. Lineage: Eukaryota; Fungi; Ascomycota; Eurotiomycetes; Eurotiales; Aspergillaceae. The record is from RefSeq and is a predicted model, not a curated record. The transcript has 4 exons. Gene Ontology annotation, molecular function: RNA binding; structural constituent of ribosome. The coding region runs from base 48 to 1166 and encodes 372 amino acids. Gene Ontology annotation, cellular component: cytosolic large ribosomal subunit; ribosome. Gene Ontology annotation, biological process: translation.